Quercus robur (English oak) is the source of this 879-nucleotide messenger RNA. RefSeq names its product pleiotropic drug resistance protein 1-like. The record is from RefSeq and is a predicted model, not a curated record. The transcript has 6 exons. Bases 1 to 879 code for a protein of 292 amino acids. NCBI's taxonomy places the organism in Eukaryota, Viridiplantae, Streptophyta, Magnoliopsida, Fagales, Fagaceae.
AUGACUGUAAGGGAGACCUUGGCCUUCUCUGCAAGGUGCCAAGGGGUUGGAUUACACUACGAUAUGCUUACAGAGUUGUCUAGAAGAGAAAAGGAAGCAAACAUCAAGCCUGAUCCAGACAUCGAUAUCUACAUGAAGGUGAAACAGAAGCUAUUAUCAGCAGAGGCCACUGAAGGCCAGGAGGUUUUAGGAUUGGAAGCGUGUGCAGAUACUAUGGUUGGGGAUGAUAAGCUGAGGGGUAUCUCUGGUGGACAAAAGAAGCGUGUCACGACAGGGGAGAUGCUGGUUGGACCAGCAAAGGUGUUGUUCAUGGAUGAAAUAUCAACUGGAUUGGACAGUUCUACAACUUUUCAAAUUGUGAAUACACUGAAGCAAUACAUUCACAUACUUGAUGGAACAGCUGUCAUCUCACUGCUCCAGCCAGCACCAAAAACAUAUGAUCUUUUUUAUGACAUUAUUCUCCUCUCUAAUGGACAAAUUGUGUACCAGGGACCUAGUGACCUAGUUCUUGAGUUUUUUGAAUCCAUGGGCUUUAAAUGUCUGGAGAGGAAAGGUGUGGCUGAUUUCCUGCAAGAGGUGAUAUCAAGGAAAGAUCAAGAGCAGUAUUGGGCACUCAAAGAUGAGCCCUAUAGUUUUGUCACAGCUCAGGACUUCACCAAGGCAUUCCAAUUGUUCCAUGUGGGAAGGAGACUAGGAGAUGAAAAUGCAGCACCAUAUAACAAAAGAAAAAGCCAUAAAGCUGCUCUAACAACCAAGAAGUAUGGUGUUAGCAAAAAGGAGCUGUUAAAAGCUUGCUUCUCAAGAGAAUACUUGCUAAUGAAGAGGAAUUCGUUCGUCUACCUUUUCAAACUGAUGCAAGUGGGUUUACACAUUUUUUAA